Messenger RNA from Opisthorchis viverrini, 6114 nucleotides. RefSeq lists its product as hypothetical. The transcript has 16 exons. Bases 479 to 5575 code for a protein of 1698 amino acids. Lineage: Eukaryota; Metazoa; Platyhelminthes; Trematoda; Opisthorchiida; Opisthorchiidae. The record is from RefSeq and is a predicted model, not a curated record.
AUUCACACUUAACCUUUGCGCAGGUAUUGUCCGACGUGAACGAAAGCAUAUAGGUAGAGGUCUACAGACACACUGGCGUGCCUGUUCAUACACAUACCAAGGCAAGCAACCAGUGACAGAGAGAUAUGUGUCGUCCUUUCUCAUGAAAUGGUCAAACUCAAAUGAAGAACCCAUUGUUCCCGGAUUUUGCUUGACCUAGUGACGAUUUGAGGAGAUACGCUUUCCAUACCCAUCGGAAUUUGCAAUAGAUAACCGUUGAACACGGUUCUCGGAAACCACAGAUUUGCAAAUAACUUCUGGAUUAUUUCCCAGCCAUUCACUGAAUAACCGUUGGGAGGAACUUUUAGAAGGGGGUUAUGCAUAAUCAGUGAACUGCGAACGUUCCAUGUGACAGUCUGGCUUAUGAAUGCCCCGAAGGGUCUGGUUCACAAUCGUGUGAACGGCAAAAGCUCUGUGCUGGAUCAGCUAACACGUACACAUGGUUAACAUCCAUUCCUGCUACCAGGUUGUUACCAUCUGGAUUCUCCUACACAUGGUUCUGCACGUAUCUUCUCUAUCCGUGCACAUCGAAGUAAGUCCGGAGGCGAUAUCGGUACCAGCAGGAACUCGAGUUCGCAUCCGGUGCAGCAUGGACGGUGCUAACUCAAAAGUGGCUCUUGUCCUGUUGCGCCAGCGCUUUGGACAAGCCAAAGCAGAAUCCGUGGAUCACAGCGCGGGCAGCACGGUGAUUGGGACAACGCAACAACAUCUGGAAGAAGAUUUCUUUUUGGUGAUGACAGAUCAAGACAACAGAGCUGAACUGUUUUGUGGGGUAAACGGAGCUGGAACAGACACUACUUUAGUGCGAUCCACGGAUCCUCCAAAUGGCGUGCACGUUACCGCGUCGCCAGCUGGGCCCGUAACCGAAUCGAUAACAAAAAAGUUUACCUGUAGACUCAAUUCCAGCGGAAGCAAUCCUCCAAGUGACAUACAAUGGAUGCAGCUCGAUUCUGCUGGAGCCCGACUACCAAUGACAGACGUGGAAAUUACCCCAACUGAACAGAUGUCUUCUCCAACCGGAGGUUACCUUUCUCACUCAACUCUGACCGUGAACGCCAGAAGGUCUAGCAACGGAAGACGAUUCGAGUGUGCUGCCAUUUACUUGCAGAAAAGAACAUCUCUUCGUUCCGAGGAAAUUUUGGAAGUGUUAUUCGCACCGAACAAUGUACGCCUAACGGAAAAGCCGAUGGGCGGUGUACGGGAAUCAGACCGUUUGGAGCUUACUUGUAAAACCAGUUCUUGCCAUCCGCCUGCCGUGAUUCGUUGGUUUGAAGUGCCACCGAAACCGAAGCUUUCGAAUCAGGCAACAAACGAACUGACGGAUUUAGCCCAAAUUGAUACGAGCCCCGGUGAAUACGGUGGAACUAGUGUAUCGAGUACACUGGUUGUCAGCAAAACCUACCGAUCCCAACAGCAUACAGUGUUCCGAUGUCAAGUGGAGCAUCCGGGGUUAGAAAAGCCGAUAAUCAACGAACAUCGAAUGCAAGUUUUAUACCCACCGACGGUUCAGCUGAUAACCGUACCCGAAGAACCUGUUGUUGGUCAGACAGUCACACUGUCUUGUCAAACCUCUGGUGGCAACCCUCAAGAUGGAUUCAGUUUCUCAUGGUUUGCAGGAAGUCGUUCCCAAUUUGCCGAGCUACUGGAUAGCAAGCAUGAGAAUACGGCAUCUGAUAAGAAGCCAGUGAGAAACGACAACCGAGGACUUACGACACAACAAAGAAAGGAAUUCAAUCAAUUGAGUAAAUCCUCACCACCGGAAAUUGAUAAAAUGGUCAGCAUGACUGUCUUCCAAGAUUCGCAGUUAAACUUCACAAACGUCGGUCUGUCUCAGCGGGGUUGGUACGCCUGUGAAGUGUCCAGCAGUGGGGGAAAAGCUCAUGCAUCAUUCUUCUUGGACCUCUUCUAUCAGCCGAUACUGGAUCGGCGAACAAAGCAAAAAGUAGCUGCACACCUCGGAGAAACUGUUAGUUUUGUUGCUCACAUGGAAGCCAAUCCUCCUUCAGUUGAAGUAACCUGGUUUCAGCUGAACAAUGUUGUUCAGUCAAGCGCCCCAUCUGGAUAUCCACGCCACUAUGAAACGUUCUACGCAUCCGGAUACCCAUAUCAUGGUUACGACGACUUUUACGAAUACCGUGUUCGUCGGGCAUCAGCGCUCAAUCGAACCAUCCGCAGCUUACUAGACCAAGGCCAGUCUCGUAUACAGGUUGGCAAUGGAAUGGGAGAAAAGCACCACAUUGUGGCAGAAAAGUCAGAUGAGAACAACUUGACUUUUUCGCUCAGAUUCAUGGGAGUUCAAACGUCCGACUUUGGUGGUUAUCUUUGUCAAGCCCGACAUCGACUUGGUGUCAAAGAAUUCUAUUUCCAGCUAAUAAAAAGACCAGAUACAGAUGGUAUCAUCCCCAGCUCCAUCAAUGUAACCCAGCGAGGGCCGAUCACAAUCGUUCGGUACAAACCGCCUGAAAAGCCACCAUAUACGAGAAUAGUACUUCGCGUUUGUCGUCGAGAUGCACUUCUCAACGGGAAAACUGGUUCGAGUGCCACAGAUACCAGCAGGCCAAUAAGACAAGGCGUGAACGUCGAUAAGCUCGAAAACAUAGGGCAACCUGAAGACAAAGAUCCAACAGCCAAAAUGAAAUCAAAUCAGGUUGAGUUGGGGCCGAGCAUUGGCUGUGAGGACUACCAUGUGGCGAAGCCUCAGUCCGGAGAAACAGAGGUCCAACUCUCUGAUGCCGUACAGUUGUACAAUUUUCGGCUUCUAAUGUAUCAGGGUACGCGAGCAGUAAGAGAAACACCUCCGGUUCUAUGGCAACCUGAAGUUGGUGACCGUGAAGUGAUUUUGGGGACACCACUGAUGGCCUUGGCGGUUACGGGGGCCCUCUUGUUCCUCAUUCUCGCGCUUGUUCUGGUUGGACUAUUUGUUGCAUGCCGGAACAGAAAAAAAGCUGGUGUGUUGCCCAGUUCAGCGGAAUUAAAGAGCAGCUAUCCAGGUGUCACUUCACAUGCCAAUCCAAGUGGCCCUGGCAACGAGACGGAAAUGCGUUGUCUUCGAAGAUGUGGUGGUGGACUAGAGAUGCCUAGUGAAAUCGGAUCAAUGAGAAGCUUUCAACCCAGCGAGAAUGACACUGCUCUACUUAUGCAUCAAACUGCUUCUAGUCCGAACGGAACAUUCGACAAGAGGACAAGCCACCUAUCUCCACCCAAUUCCUAUAUGACCGAAGGAGACUAUGGGAGUCUUCCUUGCCACCCAUUUUCAGUCAACAGCGGUUCUUCGGCAACUAACAUGACGUUGUUAAGCAACCAAAUUAUCACUGAGGCAUACCUGGCUGCUGCGAGAGCAGCUUCAGCCGCUGUAGCUGCAUCCGUUGUUAGCGGUAGUACAGAUGUUUACACACCGAGUACGCAGCUUACCGGAGACAUGGAUUCCUCCACUUUUGAAAUGGCUGAACGAGAUAAGAUAAUAGCACGACAAGAUGGUCCACAAACGGAAGAAGCACAACAACAUCACGAUGCAAACGGAUUUGCAACUGGGGAUUUGCUCCACGACAAGUCGACGCCUCAGAAAAGAAGUCUGCUUGCGAACUGUUCAGCAUCACAAGAGAAUGUAACCGGAGGACUGAAGACCGGUCCAGGACAAGAACGACGUCGAUCCGAGGCGAUAAGUACAAAUGUAAGGCAAGGUUCUCGACUAUCUGUCCAAACGAGGUCAUCGAAUUCACACUCUCACUCACAGUGGGGCAGUGUCGUCUCCGGUGCCUCCUACUCCAGCUUGAAUCCAUCCAGUCAGACAAAUCUGGAAGCGGCGGUCAGGGCCGCGGCUGCAGCUGCGGUGGCUUCGGUAGUGCAAAACGUAAACAUCGGUUUGCUGAUGCAACAUGCUUCCUCUGCCACCAACUUGAAUAUGCCGUAUGGCCUACCACGGCCCUCAUCAAGGGCAGCUUCUGUAGUUGGGCAACCUAUCGGGCAUCUGCUAGGCAAACCUGGCACGGAAAGCGGCGAUGGCGAAAGUCUGCAUUCGGCCGUAUUCGGAUCCCGCUACUUACCAAAUAAUUGCAGUUCCACUGGUGAGCUGACUCCAACCGCAAGCUUACAUCAAUUUGAGAUCCCUUUACUGACGAUGCCUUGCUCGCAACAACUUCCUGUGUCGCAUCGACCUCAUCCUUUGCAACGUUCUCCACUUCAUGCAAAAGAGGUAGGCUCAGCAUGUCGACCUGGGAGUGGUGGUAAAACAUUUGGCAAUUUUCUACGCCCAAAUUCAGGUGGGAUAUCGAGACAAGACAGUCACACGCAUCUUCAGUUACCACCACGAGAACCUGUUGCGCACAGAAAUCCAGCACUCAAGGCUUCCAUUGCCAGCGCACUCAACGGCAGACCGCGAACACCAAUGCUUCAACAAAUCACGCCCUUUUAUCCCCAUCCAGCGCAACCGACGGGAAAUAUGCUUUACGGAGUUGGAUACGUUAGUUCACAGGAGUCUCAACCGCAAAUGCAGCCACAUCAGCAGCAGUAUAUGCAGCGACCUCCAGGAAUGGGUUACCAGCAAUUUACUCAGUCGAUGCACUCCUAUCCUAUGAUCACACAAUAUCAAGUUCAGCCUGUCUAUUAUCCUCCACAUCCUUCGCAAAACCCAAUACAAGCACCAAGACAUCCAAUGAGGCAACGCAUGCAGCUGCAUCCGCUUCAGCAACAGGAGCACCGACAAAAUCUAACACUCAAUGUGCCAAUGACGGUUGGACCAAAUUUGAAUCAGACACACAGUGAGACAGAAGAUAAAAACAAGAGUCGAAAAGUUGAGUAUACAGUAGCUCCCCAGCUACACUCACCCAGUGAAUCAAACUUAUCUGCAAUGUGCAAGAACGCCGUCAUCCCUGAAACACGCGAAAGUGGGGAAGGCCAGUUAUGCAUGGACGAAUCAAGCCCUGUUCAACCGGUCACAGUUUCUCAUGAAGCAGAGACCUCGAAAGCACCAGAACAUAUCUCGCGUGAAAACAGCGUGGAUAAGUCCGAGAUAGCCAGUACUUUAGAGAAGUCUGACGAAAGUACCAAGAAUUCGGAGAAAAGUGAAUCAACGAUGACUCCAACGCGAAGGACGCACACUCCAAAACAUGUUAUAUCAUCUAGCAGUGAGUUCCUCAACCACAGUACGAUGCCGAAACCGGGAGAGGGCAACCCUACUAACUCUUCACUUCGACAGUCCCCGAUGGGAGCAUCGUUUCAUGUGCUUGGGAACGGUUUCGGAACAGCUGAUGGCGACCCUGUACAGAACGGAAGCCAUCUAUCGAUGUUGGCAAGCCCAUCUAUUUCUCGGGCAUCCCAUUUACCACACGGACAGUAUAAACAACAACCCAGACUUGGAGUCUAUUCAGCAACACGGCUGAAUAAACCGAGCGAGCGAGUCACCCUGUCGACCACUGAACAUACUCCUUUAAUGAUCGAUUCUAAACUUCGAACGGAUACAGCCUUGAACAGUGCACAAACCACUCACAAUGACAAUCAAACUUCUGUUACUAACGCACUUGAAGCUGCAAGUCUCUAGACAGACUGAAAUCGUUUACCAGUGUCUAUAAGCCCCCUUGGUCCCCCUGGAAACAAGCGCUAAUUGACAGGUCACUUGUGUACUGCUAUUUACACUGUGACACGUUUACUCUACCUCGACUGCGCUCUGUCCCAUUCUUCUAGAUUUAAAGGUGAGCGAAAGCAUAAUGUAUACAAACUCAGACUUUUGUAUGAAAAACAUAAUCUGUUACACUAAGAAGCACAUCGAAUUGCUACUCUGUGUCCCUUGUUUACCCCGAUGAAAAACUACACAUUCAGCCCACUUUUUGUAUCAUAAUUCUCACUCACUCUUCUAUACCCGAAACAAUGUAAAACCAGCUUCCAUUAUGUAGGUAUUUCGUUCGAUUUUUCCAAACUCUUUUUCCCAAUGCACACGUAUCGUAACAGUGCUAAAAUCUUCUGACCGAUUGACCAUAGUCAGCCACAAUAAUCAACGAACUUCAGCGAAAUGUGAUGGAUGUAGUCACUGUGCUUUUGACCAAUCUAACCCUGCGAAACAUCCUGCUUUUUGAAAUAAAU